Molecule: messenger RNA, 1380 nt
Organism: Charadrius vociferus (killdeer)
Lineage: Eukaryota; Metazoa; Chordata; Aves; Charadriiformes; Charadriidae
Gene: SLC25A16
Product: solute carrier family 25 (mitochondrial carrier), member 16
Exons: 9
Coding region: 35-997 (320 amino acids)
Biological process (GO): transmembrane transport
Cellular component (GO): mitochondrial inner membrane
Source: RefSeq, a predicted model, not a curated record
CCGCCGCCGCCUGCCCGGGCCCAGCCCUUGCCCCAUGGCUUCCCCGGCGGCGGCGGGGCCCGGCGCCGCGUUGCCCCCGGGGUCGGCGAGCCGCGACUUCUACUGGUUGCGGUCCUUUAUCGCCGGAGGUGUUGCAGGAUGUUGUGCCAAAACAACUACUGCACCACUGGAUCGAGUAAAGAUUUUGCUGCAGGCUCAUAACCACCAUUACAAACAUCUAGGAGUGUUUUCUACAUUGUGUGCUGUCCCCAAAAAGGAAGGUUACCUUGGGCUGUAUAAAGGAAACGGGGCAAUGAUGAUUAGAAUCUUCCCAUAUGGCGCAAUUCAGUUUAUGGCAUUUGACCAAUAUAAAAAGGUAAUAAAGAAGCAACUUGGGAUUUCGGGGCAUGUGCAUCGAUUAAUGGCUGGAUCCAUGGCAGGUAUUACAGCAGUGAUUUGUACUUACCCUCUUGAUAUGGUUAGAGUUCGUCUGGCGUUCCAAGUAAAAGGGGAACACAAGUACAUGGGAAUUAUCCAUGCAUUCAAGAUGAUUUACACAAAGGAAGGUGGUUUUAGUGGGUUCUACAGAGGGCUGAUGCCAACUGUUGUAGGAAUGGCGCCAUAUGCGGGUUUUUCAUUUUUUACCUUUGGUACCUUAAAGAGCAUUGGACUUGCUCAAGCACCUAACUUGCUUGGACGGCCUUCAUUAGAUAAUCCUGAUGUCUUAGUUUUGAAAACACAUGUAAAUCUGCUGUGUGGUGGCAUAGCUGGAGCAAUAGCUCAGACGAUAUCAUAUCCCCUUGAUGUAACUCGUAGGCGAAUGCAGUUAGGAGCGGUUCUCCCAGACUCUGAAAAGUGCCUUACAAUGGUGCAGACACUGAAAUAUGUGUAUCAACAACAUGGAAUACGAAGAGGAUUAUACCGUGGUUUAUCUCUGAAUUAUAUUCGUUGUAUUCCUUCCCAGGCUGUGGCUUUUACAACGUAUGAACUUAUGAAACAAUUCUUGCACCUCAACUAAAUUUUUUUUUUUUAAAGACUUUUCUGUAAAACUACACUAUCGGGCCUCAAAUUAUAUUGGUGAGAAAAUUACUUGAAGUUUAAAAAAGCUAUCUCUUACUGUGGAACUGCUGUUGUCUGACAUUUGUAUGUGCCAAAAUGUGGUUAAUUUCCUGGAGUCAAACCAGGAGACAGAUCAAAAUAAACAUUAGUUAGCUAUAAACAUUUUUUUGCACUUGAUCUUCUAGGCUUCAUUAGAUUAAUGUUAAGAAUUACACACUUCUAAAAUUAUACCCACAUUUUAUACGGGUUUCAAGCUGUUAGUUAUUUAGCUUUAUCACCAUUCCAGGACUUACACACAAUUAUAUUGCUUUUUAAGCUAGUAGUUAGACAUCUGUUUUUUAA